AUGGGGUUUUUGGCUGGAUGCGAUCUUUUAGUGGAAGAGUUCUUCGGUGGUGAGCUGAUUUCUCACAAUCUCAAUUCAAAAUUGGGUGCAUCGUCUCGCCGUUUCCGAAUGGAAAAUUCUCCUAAGAAUUCGGGUACUAACCGUAAGGCAAAGAGCUCGGUAAUUGAAAAUGUUGUUCAAGGAAGCACAAAACAGAUUCAUGAUGCACCGUGUAAGAGGCAUUCGGACGAUCCUGGAUGUGGUACUGACCGUGCGAAGCGUACAAAAGUCGGUCCACUCAAAGUAAGUCAACCUGAUAGUGAUGAUUUCGUCGACGAUAUGCCUAGGCACGGUCUUGAGAAAAUUACGAAGGCUAAGCGUGUCAAAGGUAAAUAUGAAAUGUCAGACGACGACACUGUAGGCAAAUAUAUAGACAACUAUGUUUCAGACGAUGUCGGUGAUGUGGACGGUGACAAGGAUGAUGUGUUCCCAAGAGUGAACACAAGGUCGUCAGCAUCGAUUUUCGUGAAGGCAAUUUCUGACAUGUCUGACAUGAAAAAACAUGCGAUACGAGAAAUGGGACUGGGGUGUUUAUUGGAGUUGGGCAUAACAUCAACCCCGUCAAAAAUGGGUUUCUGGGUAGUAGAAAACUUCAACCACCUUGACCGGAAGCUGCAAUUAUACGGUGGUGAGAAGGUACACAUCAAGGAAGAUGAUGUGUAUGUCACGUUCGGGCUACCCCGUGGGGAUAUUGAAAUAAAAAAUAAAAAGAAUAGGGUUACAUCAAGUGUGCUGGAUGAUUGGAUUGGGCUAUUCAAUGUUAGGAGUACAAGAAAUAUCACGGCUUUAAAGGUGCUGGACAAGAUGAAGGAGUGUGCUGAUGCUGAUGAUUGGUUCAGGCGCCAUAUUAUCGUUCUCAUGGUCUCCUGUCUGUUUGAGAGUUGUCCAAACGGAAUGGCAAACUUCCGUUUAGUGCAUAUGCUCGACGAUUUAUCAACUGUAGCCAAUAUGAACUGGUGCUCCUACAUGAUUCGAUGCUUAGUGGACAGCAAGCGAUCGUGGGAAGCGAAUGGUAAACGGAAGUACACAGGGCCUUUGUUGUUCUUGACGCUUUUCUAUGCAGAUAAGGUAGUCUUGUCCGUGCGUUCAGUUGCAAGAGUUUUCCCGACUUUUAAAUCGUGGAGCAACGAGUCAUUGAGAGACAGAGAACGCGAUGAGAUUGCUUCGAAAGCCUUUGGAAGGGGUUUCGUGGAUUCUGACAUGUGUGUGAACGUCACUAGCCCACAUUCUGAUAAAGCUCGGCUCACAUAUACGGACGAUGCUACUGGGGUAACUGACGAACAUACCGUACAAGCUUAUGUUCAAGAUUUUGCAUCUAAAACUCGUUCCCUUGCUGCAAUUGGUGUUGAAAUAUUAAAGUUGGUCGAAAAGACACCACAAGUUUUAUUGGGGGAUGAAAACUGUAUCAAAAUGCAAGACGCGGCACAAAAGUUACUUGGUUUGUAUAGUGAAGCGCCCAAUGGGAAUUCGAGCCACCCCGGCUCAAGUCAGCCUCGUUGCACUAGUGCCACAAAGAGAAGUGAUGCAACGAAUGUCAACGUGAAUUGUGCUGCCUCUCAGAUAGCCGAUGAUGCAUUUCGGAAUGAUCCUGUAACAUUAGCGGCUAUAGACGACAUUAUGAAGGCAGUUGAACAACGAGAGAGUUUUCUGAGAGUGCAUAAUGAAGGGCCUAGCUUCAGCUUGGGCUUGUCGUCGGAUGAUGAAGAUGCCAAUGAUAACCAUGACCAUGCGAGCGGGGAAGCAACUGCAUUUGUGAUUCCUGCUGUGACUCCUGGAGUGGUCAUAGAUCAACAAAGGGUGGAGACGCCUACCGUAGUAGAUGCACAACUAGGCGGUGUUGACAAUGUACGUGGAUCCCCAAGGCCGAAGAGGCGCAUCCAGGCUACCGGUGCAAUGAAAUCUCCCUACCAAGAGAGAGCAAUUGAUGUGGUUAAGAAGCUUGAUGGGAAAGAGAAGAUGAUAGUCAACUGGAUAAUGAAGAAUGAUGCUGCUGAUGGGUACGAUUAUUGUUGUUUAGUUAGACUUGAGACAUAUAUUUAA
Striga asiatica is the source of this 2079-nucleotide messenger RNA. Lineage: Eukaryota; Viridiplantae; Streptophyta; Magnoliopsida; Lamiales; Orobanchaceae. The record is from the annotation of a GenBank genome assembly.